Rhipicephalus sanguineus (brown dog tick) is the source of this 3682-nucleotide messenger RNA. RefSeq lists its product as uncharacterized. The transcript is spliced from 13 exons. The record is from RefSeq and is a predicted model, not a curated record. Lineage: Eukaryota; Metazoa; Arthropoda; Arachnida; Ixodida; Ixodidae. Bases 203 to 1858 code for a protein of 551 amino acids.
CUCUUCUCACUCUCGCAAUUCGCGCGUGCUGUUCGACGCUGCGCGCACGGUCAGUGAGGACCUUCCGACCGCCUACGCCCAAAGUCCUUCGUCUGCGACUCGUGAACGUCAUCGCCAGGCGCCCGCGCAGCUCUUCGGGCAAACGACGCCGAUCGUCUCCGCUGCUGUUACGUCCUGCGGUUGAAUCAGAGGACUCAUCGCUAUGAAGGUUGACUGCUCCAGCCUCCUAGUGCUGGCGCCGCUGUUUUUAUGCGCCGCCGUCCAGUCGCUGCCGACGGGCCACAAGACCGGUGAGUGUGUUCCUGACGAAGUUGAACAGUUAGAUCAGCUUAGAAAAGCAACAGGUGGCAAGGCGACGAAGCUAGUCGAAGCGGAGUCGUCUCGCAUUGUUAACGUGAACGGCCAGGUGCAAGCUUCGAGUAACAAGGAGAAAGCGGUGAAGGACGCCCGAACAGGAGAGACGCUCGCUAGCGUCAAGGAGAGCUCCCAGUUGGAACAGCGCGGCCCUGGCGAGCAGCCGCACAGCGUGUCACGCACGACACUCGACGUGCCUGCCCUGGGCAUCCACGAAACCAAGGUCGAGGACUCCAGCACCGCCAACAACAACCUGCAGCGGCAGCAGCAGCAGCAGCGACAACUUAUGCCGGGCCCCGGCCCCGCCGAAAAAAAGAAUUAUGCCCCUUACUCCUGGAACGCAGAGGAACCCGACCGUACCGACUACACACCUACUGACCUGGCUGAAUACAUCCUCAGGACAGGAGAUGAAGAAGGAGUCGCUAUGGCAGUGGAAGAGCUACUCAGACAAGGAAUGAUGACGCGUGAGGAGGCCAUCGUGUACCUGCAGGACGUGAAGGCCGAGAUAAACUACAUCCGCGCUCAACAGGAGAAGCUGCGCAAGAUCCAGGAGCUUCGCGAGGCAAUCAACAUGAAGAAGAAGGACGAAUUCAAGGCGCAGCGUCGUCUGGGAGAAGCUCUUGGCACACGCGAAAUGGACCAUCCACCCAAGAUUCCAGUGGCCGCCAAAUCAUCUCAGAAGGCUGGCCAAGCUCCUAACCCCAAGGUGGCGGCAGCAGAAAAGCCGAAGUCUCCCGCCGCCAAGCCAGCCACCACUAAAGAAGUGACGUCACAGGGAUCGUCAAAGGCUGGCGGAAGCAGCAAGGCGGCCGGUUCUUCGAGCGCCUCAGCUGCUGCAAAGACAAACUCCGCUGGAGAAGACAAGAACAAGGCGUUGGCGUCCCAGCACCAGGCCUCGGCGUCGCCAAGCGGCACAGAAGCCCAGAAGCGCGUCGGCGAGAGGCUGAUGAUGCCUGGUGGACUGGCGCCCGGCAAGCUGAGCGUGCUGGAACUCGAGCGGCUGGGAGAAGAGCAGCGCGUCCGGUCGGCUCAGCAGCAGGCCGAAGACGACGUCAUGGGCGCGCUGAAGAAGUUGCGGGGCUCGUCGCUCUAUGACGAGUACUCGCUCGAGGAAAUCAUCUACUGGCUCGCAAAGGACAUGUUUGCCCAUAGCAUCGUCAAGGGGGAUCAGAGUGCCGAGGAAGCCUUAGCGAGGUUUGCCAACUUUGUGGAAACCGAGGUGUCCCAAAACAAGCUGUCUGGUGAAGUUGAGAAGAAGGUCCUCGACAUUAUGCUCGCCGCCCUGGUGGACAUGCUUCGCGAGUUCCCAAGCGCUCAGUACAGCGGUCCAGUGUCGAACCAGCUUCCCCAGCGGCUCUUUCCAGAGGCGACAGAACAUCAGGCGGCCAAGCUAGCCAACGCCAGGGUUAGGAACGCCGCCAUACGACUCCGAGAGGAAAAGAAAAAGACCAUUCCCACGGUGAUCAAGCACAAGGAAGUUCCCACAGCCUCUCAGAAGUCCUAAGAGUGAUGCUGUGAAGGAUGCCAGCCCUGUCGCAUGUGUACCAAGACUUCGUCGAUGACCGUGACAACACUUCACCGAAUCUUCCGAAUCGUCCCAGACCCGAUCUCUCACCUGUAGCCAGCCAACGUUCUAGAACCCUCGAACCCUAGCGCCAAUGCCAAAAACCCUUUCCCUCGUUUGCCUGUAUACAAGCUACCCUCUACCAGAACGUAUUGAGAUAUCAGGAUAGCUCCAUUGCCACCUGGCACCAGCUCCCCUAACUACGCUAAUCCUAAAUAUGUUCUUUUUUCUAUAAAAUGAGAAAUUAAAAAAAAAAGAGGACUUGCGAAGAGCGGUCAACUUAAAAGGAGCUACCUGUCAAUUCUGUAUAGAUAUACAAGUCGUGUUCGUGAACACCUUCGUAUCAUUCAACGGUGUGUGUGAUAUAUCUAUAAAUAUCUACUGUGGUUGUGUUAUGCACUGUUGGUAGCGAUAUGCACUGUAAAAGAAUUCCACUACAGAAUCUAUCUCUCGCCCUUUUCUCGGGACGAGAAACCAAAUUAAUACCUUUCUUCUUUCAUCUCCGUUUCUUUGCUUACGAAAGCAGGUACAGUGUAGUAUCGUUGUUCGCUACGAAUAUACCAAGUCAAAGGUAGAUCCUCUCGUAGGUGGAAAGACAGUUUGAAAUAUCUUUCGCCGCUUAUCUGAUCGACGACUUGUCGAAGCUUCGGCAAGUCGUCGAUUACAUAGCCUCAUGACACAAAUUAAUAGAGUCAGCAUCGGAUUUAUCAAGGACUCGAUGUUUAGGCCUAGUAACUAGAUUUUAGGAAAAAUCUAUAGUAAAUCAGCAUCAUGAAACGGAAAAGAAAAGAUAAGCAGCCGGCUGACACAUAUAAAAAGGAAGAAAAGAAAUACCUGAGAGCUGAAGGGAAUUGAUUCAAUAUCUAAAUUAGGAGGGGAGAGGGGGUAGGGGGAGGGCAUUAAUAUAGGUUUCACACAUCUAUUGCUAUCUUUCUACUUCAGACAUAAAAAAAAAAAAAAUCUCACGGCUACAAAUAUAUGGGCUAUGUGCAACUCCCACAGGUAAAUAUUUAUUCCAUAGUUAAAAAAUCUGAAAACUGCCAAAACUCAGACAAUCUGUUCUUCAUUCGGCGUAUAUUGUGCUUCUGUUUCAACGUUGCAAAGUAGGAACAAGAAAGUACGGUGAUCUAGAUUUAUAGGGUUACCGAAUUCUUUUACAAUGCACAGUCAAGUCUAAGGCUAAAAUGUUACUCGAGAAAUCUAUAGUAAUGAAAGAAAAAAAAACAUAAUCAAGACACGUUCUUCACAGUUGAUAUGCUUAUGAAAAAAAAAAGAAACAAUUCCUUCCCUUUGUUGUUGGUUGAAUGCUAUUUUUAGAACCUUUUUGCGAUUGUUGACCUUGAUGGAAGGAUGCCAACGUUGUUUUGCUGACCGCCCGGAAACGUGGUCGACGGUAAUGCAGGAACGAACUGAAGUGUAUUUAUGACUUUGUUUUACGCGUGACGUCACCAGGCCUCGACGGGCGCCCAUUUUGAGCCGAGCUCUUAGUACGUUGUUACGAUUACAUCGAGUAUUGCCAAAUUGCAUCAGUUUGGUGCCAUAUUGGCAUUUAGUGCCAUUCGAAGUGGCCGUAGCAGCUCUGUGAGCUAAUUACGCUUGGCACGAUGGCAAACUUAUCGCCACAUUUUAGUGUUUGAAUGGCAACCAUGGUCGAAAUGUGUUCCAUACAGAAACAAAGGCGCGCUACAUUUAUGGAAAUCCAGGCCGACGUUCUUGAUGACGUGACUUAGAGAAUAGGCAUGCGCAGGGGGGGGGGGGGCAUGG